GAUACAUGAAGGGGGAAGUUGUGAAUUUCGCUAAAUAUCUUGUAUAUUUUAAAGUUGCUUCAAUAACUAAAUACAAUUUUAGUGUGAAUUGAAGCAGAAUUUAUGAGGCAACAUGGAGCCCAACGAGGAGCACGUGCAGACCCUUUUGACCAUGGGAUUUUCUGACGUCAACGAGAUACGCAAGGCACUACGUUUGGGAAGAAACGAUGUAAACGAAGCAGUUGCUAUUUUAACAAACGAGCAACCAGGUAGCAAUUUUGACACAUUGGACGAUGUCGAAAUGAAAGACGUUCAGAGUAACCCGUCAACGACGCAGGUUGGGAGUCCAGGAUGCGACCCGCCGCCACCUAGUUACGACGAAACUGUAGAGCCAGUGUCAGAAGAAGAUCAAGCACAAAAUGUACAUGAGGCGACUGAAGAUGAUGCCAGUACGGCAGUCUCCAAUGAAUUUCCCACUACCAAUCUUUAUGAGUUGGAAGGCAGAGUGUUCACGGAGCAGUGGUCCAUUCCGUACAAACGUGAGGAGUCCCUUGGCAAGUGUUUGCUGGGAGCCACAAGACUAGCCCAGGAAGGUAUGAGCAAUAAUGUCAUUGCGUUCGAUCCUGAAACUGAAUUUCAUUUUAAAAACCGUGCUAGGCGAUGGGAUCGAGUGCAUUAUGAGGACGUAUUUGGCGCAAACCAAACCUAUGCAGUGAGUCCACCAUUUAAUACUUACAAGGAACCAUAUGGUUGGCUGGUCAAUCUGAUUAAUAGGUUUGCUGAGAAAAGUGGUUUUGAAUCAGCCCGACAGCGAAUGUUAGAAUCUACCGAGGAGUUGGAUGCACCGCUGAUGGCUGCACUGCUCUUUCCAUUUGGUCUGUGUGCAGAGUACUUAAACGCCCAUAAAGUGUCCAAUAUAUUACAGCCAAUGAUGGAGAAAGCUAUUAAAUAUGUACAAGGCCUUGAAGAUAAUGAUCUCAGACAUAAGAAAUCAGGUAGUGUAUCGGAUCUCCUGUCUUCCAUGAAGUUACUAUGUAUGCACUUAUGGACCGAUGACGUUACAGCCAUCGAUGACUUACGAUUAGAAAUUGCACUCAAGAUGCUGAAAUCACCGCACUUCAAUGCCAAAAUGAAUAGCCUCAAAGAGGUCACUAAAUUGAUUGACGACUCAUCUGCAACGAGAGCCGUUAAGAAUGCCAUCCCUUCAGAGAAGAUCUUGGAUUGGUUAGUCGAUAACAAAAUAUUGUCCAUUGCCUUAGAAGGUAACAUUGACCAGUCUCAAUACUGUGAUAAAAUCAAAGGUAUCGUUGAGUUUUUAGGAUCACGGCUAUUGCUUGAUGAACUCACCAAAAUCUGGAGAAUGCAGAAUGGUCAGAACGCCACGGUGAUCGACAAUAUUCAUUCCAUAAUGGCGGCCGCCGCUGUCAAGUUUAGUGGUCAACAAUUGGAACAUUUAUUUAGUCUCAUUCAAAAGGGUGUGUGUGUUGUGCCAGCUCUCCGACAACUCCACCAGAUUAGUCGGAGUAUCGUCAAACAAACCUAUAACAAAGAGAAGGGUAUUUUACAUGAAUUAAACAAGAAUUAUGAGGUUGUGAAACUGGUGACGCAGAGUCUCGUCAAGUGUCAUAAAUUAGCAGUCUGUGCUGCCAAAGAAUCACCAAUAACGGCCGAUACCAUGGUGGACGGUCGGCAUACACAUCAAGAAUUCAUUAUAUCACAUUUAAAAUUCCUAGGUUUUAUAUUACAAGAAGGCAUGUUGUAUUUACCAUGGCACAGAGCAAGAGAGAUAUGGGACUGUUUGGUGUCCAAUCCUGAUGCGUGUGAAUUUGACAGAGAGGUAGUUGAUAAAUUAGAUUUAUAUGGUAUAGAAUUUAUGUGGCAGAUUGCUUUGGAGACGCCCAAUGAGGAAAUCGCACACAUUGCUGUCAAACAUUUACUCCAUAUGUGUUACAGUAACUUAUCACCAAGACUUAAAAAGGACCCCGUCAGCUUGCACAAAAAGUUCAUCACAGAAUGUUACAAACGAUUGGAAGAAGCUAUGAUCACGUUGGGUGGGUCGGCACUGGCCAUCGCCAUCAGUAGAGCCACAAAAACACUGACGGCCGCAACUAUACCGGAAGUAGCAGCGUUACCUAGUCCAUCAAGAUCUGCCAAGCUGUUGAUAAUUGAGCGGCUAUUGCUGCUAGCUGAGAAGUAUGUCACCACGGUCGAAGACUACCACUCUGGGUCUCGUACUAUUCUACCACACGGUGCUUCUUUUCAAGGACAGCCAUUAGUUAUUCACCUUAACUGUGAGACCCCUAAAGGUGAUUUCACUAUCAUGGGUCACUCUAAUGAAACAUUACAGAGUGUCCGUCUCAAGAUAGCUGAUCAUUUGAAGACAACGCCGGAAAAUGUCCAAAUUGCAAUUAAUGAUAAAAUUUUUUUACCAUCCAAGGAUCAGAAACUUUUACACCAAUUGGAAUUUGACGAUGAGCAAAUUUUGAUCGUGAAGUCAGCAGGCGCUGUAACCCAAGCAAAUCAAGCUAGAGUUGAGGAGAUUCAAGAAGUUAUGAGGAUAGAAGAAGCUGGCAAUUUGGAACAAAGCAGGAGACAGGCUUAUGUGCUGGAGCAGGAAAAGAUGCUCCCGGGUGUUGUCAUGGCAAUGGGUGGCCACGUUUUUGAAAUGCUGUAUCAACUAGCAGAACUAGAUGAACCAAAAAUUAGAAGUCGCGUACGCAGUUUGUUAAUGCUGAUACCAACUGACCCAGCAGUUCACGAAGCAUUAGAAUCUAUUGGUAGGCAUAUUGAUGACAAUUUGUCAACCUCAGAUGAUAGCAACUCAAGUUCAAAAGAUACGUCGCCGAAAGCUGUCUUAGAAAACCUCUUCAAUCCUAGUGCACCUGGAAUGUCUGCAUUCCGAGUUCUCUAUAAUCUUGAGGUAUUGAGUGGCAAACUGAUGCCCACAGUGCAAGACAUGACAUCUACGACAUCAAAACUGUUUUGUGAUAAUUUUCUCAAUGCCUCGGGACUCAGCUUUGUUGUUAAUGUGCUGCAAAAAGACUCUGUGCCAAGUGACGUUGAUUACGUAACCCGACAGGGCUGCUACUCUGUAUGUCUGCAACUUGCGAGGUUUCUGUUAUGCGGCCAAAGUUUAAUGGGACACACGCCGAGUGAUGUCUCCUUGUUAGAUGAUGAGAUGGAGAAUGGCGCCAACAUCAGUGCAUCAUCUUCCAAAACUUACUCCGCUUCACCAGCAAAGCAAACACAGUCAACAGAGAAGAACAACAAGGAAACAGACGAGAUCCCAUCAGCUGUUAAGUUGUCCAUACAGACUAUGUCAGUGACGGACUUCACUGCUACCCUAUCAUGCUUUAUGAGACUGACCUGGGCUGCGGCUGCUGGGCGUAUACACUUAGCAAGUUCUUCACAACAUAUCGGUCUGACAAAAGAUGGAUCACUCUACGGCUCCGCUUCUUUUCAUAUAGGCCAGGUGGAGAGACGGAGAAGUCGACACAGCAGUACAGGUAGCACAGGGAGUGGAUGCAGCGAUCAUAGUGACAUCCACGCGUUAUUCCCCGGUGUGUGUGCAAUACAACAUGUGGUGUCAACUAAAGACUCCAGGAUAGCCAGAGAAGCUCUUGAAUUAUUGGUCAGAUGUCUCCAGUUACGCACUGAUCUCCUUGGUUCCUUUUAUGCAUUACCGUUCAUUAAUGACUUCAUUAUUGAUAUACUUCUUGGUUCGGCAAGUACCGAAGUAAGAAAUGCCGCCCUUGAACAGUUUGAUACGCUAGGUGCGCAUACCAUGGUACGAGAUAAGCCAGAACUUCAAAAUCCUCGCUAUUUUCUGCUGCAAGUCCUACUCAAAGCACAUGUGCCCUUGUGGACGACGUCAACCUCUGUCAGAGGAACUAGUCAAAGGUUGCUCGGUCAGUGUAGUCAGUAUUUUGAGUUGAGAUGUCGAUUACUGGAAGGGCUUUCAAAAUCUGAACAGACAUCUUUGCAAAUUAACGCUAUCAGUAUGUUGGAAGAUGAAAUUGCAUGGUUUGAUAACUUUGAAUCAUCUGACCAAGCCGAUCUUCUGGACAUUGAUGAGAUACUACUCACCGGUCAUCUGCGGCUCAUGACGAUAUUAUUCACCUGUGAAGGCGUGGACAAAAGGAAAUAUGGUAAAUCCCUGGUCAGCAAGCUAUUGAAUGAGUUUUUAUUCCCAGCCUCCAAACUGAUUCUAGCUGGAUCCGGAAAUGACAGGCCGAUACCUGAUGCUGCAGAGUUUGUUCCAAAAUGUUCUCAUGUGGAGUCUAGAAUUGCAGCAUUUGAAAUGUUAGUAGUUUUAGCUGAUGGGUGUCUGGAUAAUUUACAAGAGAUAUCAAGACAAUUACUAUCAAUGCAUCACAAGGCAGACCCAUCAACUGCUAAGGAAUGGGAGUAUUUACCGCCUGUGGCCGGCCGACCGACGGAAGGUUUUGUAGGUCUGCGUAACGCAGGUGCAACCUGCUACAUGAACUCUGUGAUUCAACAACUAUACAUGACCCCCGAGUUAGCAGAGAAAGUACUAAGCAUAGAAGUUAACGAGCAAGAAGAAGAGAAUAUAUUCUAUGAGAUGCAGAGGGUGUUUGGUCAUCUGAUGGAAAGUAAACUGCAAUACCAUGUUCCGGAGAAGUUCUGGAAUUGUUUCAAACUUUGGGGUCAACCAGUGAAUGUGAGGGAGCAACAAGAUGCGUUUGAGUUCUUCACCGAUCUUACGGAUCAAUUAGACGAGUAUUUAAAAAAGAUGAAACAUAAAGAGAUUUUCAAACCAAAGUUUCAGGGAAUCUUUUCAGAUCAGAAGAUAUGUAAAGACUGCCCUCACAGGUAUGAACGAGAGGAACCUUUUUUUGCACUAAACUUAACCGUCAAGAGUCAUAACCUAGAGAGUUCACUCGAACAGUUUGUACGAGGAGAGAUGUUAGAAGGAGAUAAUGCUUAUUAUUGUGAAAAAUGUGGUGAAAAGGUAAGUACAUUGUAACAGACUUUAAUACAAGAAAGAUAUUUUUGUACUGCUGUUCAUGUAUGUCAGAUUGGCUAUGAUUGGGAGGCAAAUAGAGCACUUAAGUUUGACGACUAUUUUCAGUUUCCAUGGGUACUUGACAUGGAGCCUUACACAGUGGAAGGAGUUGCCAGGAGAGAGGUCGAAAAUGAUAAUAACAAUGAAACGGAAGAAAAAAGUAUAAAAGCUUUCAAGGCAGCGUCGUAUGAUGACUUGUAUCAGUUGGUUGGUAUUGUCGUUCACAGCGGACAGGCUAAUGCUGGACAUUAUUAUUCAUUCAUCAGAGAUAGAAGGGGCACGUCCAUGACAAAUGCGACAAAAGGAAAAUGGUUCAAGUUCAAUGACACCAUAGUAGAGGAAUUUGACAUGAAUGAUGGCUCGGUGGAAGCGGAGUGUUUUGGUGGAACAUACAGAGCUAAGGUCUAUGAUCAAUCGAACUCCUACCCUGAGACAAGACAGCGAUAUUGGAAUGGGUAUAUGCUGUAUUACGAGAAAACUGAGGGAAUCAGGACACCUGAAACAUCCAUGCGACGUCCCCCACCAAAACAAAGGGCUGCAUUACUUAAACAAGACAGUGAGGGCGAUAUACGUGUAGUGUCUGAGCUCAGUUCACCUGAAUGUUCACCGCGACAUGACUCUGAUGGUCUUUCACUGCUGACCGAGUUGGUACGUAAAGGCGAUAAGAAAGGUCUCUUCACCGACAAGAUGCCUGCUAGUGUCCAGCAGGAAGUCCGCACCGAAAACCUCAGAUACAUCAAGAACAAAGGAGUCCAUAAUGUGGAAUAUUUCAAGUUCGUUAGGCAGCUUGUUUGGUGUAAUUUGAAAAAUACAGAUUCCAGUGAUUUUGAUGAGUUGGCUCUGGGUGGUCUCAAAUUAGCGGUACAAUUCUUGUUUAACACAUACUUUAGAACCAAGAAGAAGCUUAGGCAAGAUAUCCAAGAAUGGUGCAGCACUAUACAUACUAUUGUAUCACAGAGUAAGAAAUCAUGUUUCUGGUUUAUAGAAUACCUGUCCAGUCCAGAAGGCAAUGCAUACAUAAAGCCAUUUUUAUUGGAAUCCCCCACACGUGAAGUUCGGAUGUCCUUCUGUCGAAUUCUGGAAGACACUUUGAGGUGCUUUUUCAAUCAUGGUGGUAACUCCGCAGUGAAGUCAUUUGAUGAUCUCAUGGAGUUUCUUCUCUUGAUGCUUGACAAGGAUGUCCCAGAUAAUUGCAAAACAUGUACCCAGUAUUUCCUGCUGAUCAAUGUAUACGCCAACAUGGGAAUGAAGGCAUGUAAACAUCUGUUUGUCCGAAAUGCUUUCCGGCGUCUUUUAAUGUUUUUACUUGGUCCUCCUUCAAGUAUGAGAAGGGAAGUGGCACAUGAUGAUUUAACAAGACGAAGAUGGACAUCAUCACAAACUAAAGAUUUUGGCCCAUUGCAUUCUACUUUGGCAGUGUUAGUCUUACACUGUGAUAUCUCGUCACAGAGAAUUAAAGAUGCAGGUGAAUUCUCUCCUAGAAUAUCUAAACAAUCACAGCCACUAUUACCAUUACCUGAGCAAGUGAAAGUACUUUUAUUCCAACAGGAUACUUACCGGUACAUCAGAGAGGCGGUGCUAGCGUGUCGGGAAGUUAAUAAUCCAGUGACAGUGAUUGAAGACGUCUUGCUUUAUUGCUGUUUCUGUAAUGAGAGUUUCUCCGUUGGUGUUCUCAUGAUGAUUAAGAAUCAAAUCACAGCAGUUCCGGCCAAUGAACUCAAGAGUGUGUUCAGUUUAUUAAUGGAGUUGUUAUUACUAGAGGACCCUUUGCAGCUUAAUCGGUUGAAAUGGGCGAUAGAUGGCACAGAAAAUGACGGACUUCUAGCUAUAAUCAGGUCUGGAAAUGUCAACGAUAGUAGAAGAGCAUACCAGUGUCUUAAAUUUCUUGUAACACUCGCUAAUAAAUGCACUGUCGCUAAGGAAUACCUGAUGGAAUCGUCAACACGAUGGCAGUGGGCUGUUAACUGGCUCAAAAAAAAGAUGACUGACUAUUACUGGAGUCCUCAUUCGACAGUUUCCAAUGACUCGUCAUCAAGUAAAACUUUCCAGAGAACUGAGAGCGCUAGAGACACAUUAGCUGAGGCUACAGCCUUGCUGUCUGAGCUGGAAUCGCAGGAAAAUGCAGGCCAGGAAACAACAAUGGACGAUAACGGAACAGAAGAAACGCAGAUUGAUUAUGACACUGAGGGACAAAAUGACACGAACAAUGAAAACAUGGGUGAUUUGGAGGAAAUCGACACAUGAUUUUCAAUUAUUGUAGAAUUACUGGUGCUGAUAGAUAAUCGAAAAACAUUUUAUUUGCAUACUAUGUGCUGAUUGGUGGCUAGAAAUGUUUCUGUCUGCAUACUAGGUGCUGAUUGGUGGCUAGAAAUGUUUCUGUCUGCAUACUAUGUGCUGAUUGGUGGAUAGAAAUGUUUCUGUCUGCAUACUAGGUGCUGAUUGGUGGCUAGAAAUGUUUCUGUCUGCAUACUAUGUGCUGAUUGGUGGCUAGAAAUGUUUCUGUCUGCAUACUAGGUGCUGAUUGGUGGCUAGAAAUGUUUCUGUCUGCAUGUGAUUUGCAUACUACUGCAUAAUACUGAUUGGUGGCCACAAAUGUGAGAUUUGCAUACUGGGUGCUGAUAGAUGGACAUAAUUCACAGUAAAUAAUUUGCUUAAAAAACAGAUUUGCUGUUUGUAUACGCUUACUGGGUACUCAAAUGGUGUUGCUAAAGACAAAGCCUCUUAAUCACAUUUGCUUUUUGUGAAUUGAAUUUUGCAGUGAUUUUCAUUCUACAAAUAUUCCACAAAUGCUAAAUGUAUCGUCAAGCAGGCAUUCUGAUUGGCAUGUGAUAAUUUUUUUUUUUUUAAUUUUAUUUAAAUAUGAUUCUAAUUGAAUUAAUAUUUCUUGGAAACUGAGUGUGCUAUAAUGUGCUAACAUUUUAUGUUUUGCUCGCCAAAAGAAAUUGUGAUCUAUUGGCAAACUGUAAUAAUAAUAAUUGUAAAUACUUGAAAUGAAAUGGGAGAUUAGAUGAGAUAUCUGCUACCAGGGUGUGGGGGUGAUUCUAAUGGAGGGUUAGGCUUAAAAGUGUGUUUUGUUUUUCCCCAUUUAAACAGCAUUUACUCUUUAUCACAGAUGUAUUUUUUAUUUACUAUGAAUUUUAAAUUUGUUUCAGGUUUGUUUUUUUCACAUUGUUGUUGAACAAAAUUGGAUUCUUUAUCAGCUUUUUUCAUGAUUUUUGUUUGUUUUUUCAGCACCAGAACAAUUUAAACCAUACCUGCAUCUGUAAUUAAUUGUUUAUUACGCUGCAUUUUAUUGAACUGUUGUUCACCAACCACAAAAGGUGCAGCAUAUAUGCUACAGCCUAUUUGAUUGGUUGAGUUCAGCCAAUCAGAGGUUAUAUGGCAUUGUAUCAAUGGCCUGCCCUCAUUUCGAAAUUCCCAUAUUUUGGUUGGCUGUGGAAUGUGCGCAACUGAGGAAGGUCGCUUGUUAGAAUAAAAUACUGAUGAGAAAAUGUUUUUUAAGUCGGUUACAUGCUGUAGAUUUUUAUACACCAUUGAACAGUUUUGUAGAAAACAUGGGAAAAAUAUUGUAAAUCAGAGUUCGUUCAGGGAGGGUGGGAUGUAAGGAUCUAGGAUUUAAAGUAUUGAACUAUUUGUUAAAAGAAUAUUUUUUUUGUAUAAUGAACUGUGAUUAUAUUAUUUGGGGAGGACUGAAUUUGACUUGAUGAUUUUACAAAGUAGUUGUGUGGCUACUGUCUUAACUAGCCUACACACCUCACAAAAUGCAUAGCACAUGGAAACCUUGAGAUAUACGAACGAGGAGAAAAAGAAAUCUUACAUUUUAUAAAUUCUCUU
Molecule: messenger RNA, 8839 nt
Organism: Saccoglossus kowalevskii
Lineage: Eukaryota; Metazoa; Hemichordata; Enteropneusta; Harrimaniidae
Product: ubiquitin carboxyl-terminal hydrolase 24-like
Biological process (GO): protein deubiquitination
Cellular component (GO): nucleus; cytosol
Molecular function (GO): protein binding; cysteine-type deubiquitinase activity
Source: RefSeq, a predicted model, not a curated record